This is a messenger RNA of Symbiodinium sp. CCMP2592, 1398 nucleotides long. The record is from the annotation of a GenBank genome assembly. NCBI's taxonomy places the organism in Eukaryota, Dinophyceae, Suessiales, Symbiodiniaceae.
AUGGACAUGUACCCGAGCAACCGCCGCCGAUGGGCCGAUAUCGAGGACGAGGAGGAGCAGGCCACGGCAGCAAUGCGCAGUUCCAGCAUCACCAGCGAGGUGCUUGCUGCGCCGGACACCACCUUCUUGCAGGUGGAAAAUGUGGUUGCGGACGGCAACUGCUUGUUCCACGCCCUGGUCCACGCGCACACGCGGGCGACAGAGGACGAGAACAGUGACAGGCCCCUUCCUGCAGAGCUGGGACAGGCCCUUCGCCGGGAUGUGACAAGCUUCCUGAUAGCCCAUGCAGUCGAGCAGGGCGACUUUGCGGAGAGUUGGUUGGAAGAGGCAGAACGUUUGGAAAGAGGAUCGGGGGAGGCGUGGGCUGGAAACGUCUCGAUCGUGGCCUUCUCCCUCAUGCAGGAAUGCCGCGUCCAGGUGCACACACGCCGUCCCGAUGGUUCCAUCGUGACAAUGGACUCCACCCACCGAGAUCUUCAAGAUCUCGCUGACUUGCCUAUGGUUCGCGUGCUAUACAAUGGAGAAGACCACUACGAUGCGUUGGUGGAGGCCGAAAAUGUGGGACUUCUAGUGCCCGCAUGGGAAGGUCAGACGUGGCCGCUGAGGUACUGGCGAAUUCCGCCGCAAGAAAUGCACCCUCAAGAUAUCGACGGUUCAUUGCUGCCGAUGAAGAAGACAAGAUCGAUGGAGUCCAUCACUUCGCCCGAGCUUCCCGGCAGCACGGACGACAUCCUGGAGGAGGUGUGCCAGGCGGUCGUGGCGCCGACAUCCACCCAUCCGCAUCGCCAAAUGGAGGAUGCCAUUACGAAGCUGGCGACGACCAGGCUUCGGGACCAUCCCACACUCCCACCUCUUGCCCUGCCGGAAGAAGUGGAUGCGGGCGAGGCGUGGCCCCACGCUUUCUGUGCGUUCAGCGGCUGUUUGUGGACGGCCAGAAAGGGCACGGAGGACGACCUGCUUCAGCACCUCCGCGAGCAGCAUCGCCCCGACCUAGAACCGGUAGCAGCUCUUCUAGGCCAUGGCCAUCCCGACAAGCAGGAUUUCCUCAGCGUCUACAACGCAGCUCUCAGCGUCAAGUGCCGCUCGGCCGCUCCCCUCGCUGGCAGCUCCCUCGACCGGAUCGCUUUGGAAAAGUUCGCAGAGGCGACUGCUGGCGACCACGUGGAGUCACUGAUCUGCUUCUCGUGCGCUUGCACUUACACGCGCAUCGCAGAGACGGAAGAUCGGGGCGACAUCCAGUGGCACCGUCCUCUGGAGCAGACGAACAAAAAGCUUUUUCGUGUGAACUGGGGGUCCCUUUUACAACUGGGGGUCCCAAAAGUCACUGCCCUGACAUUGUUAAUGUUGCGCUUCUUAUCUUCUCGGCCCAGCAAUCUACGGGAUGGCGAAACGUUUUAA